CCAUCACCAUCUUGUCUCUGUCAAAGGUUAUCUGAUUUUCGUUAAAUGCACGGGAUUUGAAAUAGAAGGAUCAACUGUAUCUUUCAGUGACGUUAACGUAAUUUUUCAAAGUGAUCUAAUGGAUAAACACACAGACCCGAACGCUGCAGAGACGUUUUCUUUGAAGCCCCGUGACUCUGGGUUUAGUGAUUGAAGCGACCGAAGAGCAAAUCUCAAGGAGGAGGAGUGUUUACAUCCUUGUCUUGUGACAUUUCUCAAGGAAUGGUGACGACACAGUUCUUCCCGAGGCUGAGGAUAAGACGAGGACGUCGCUAGGAGUCGAAGAAGGACAUAUUGAAGGAGGAGCGAGAAGUAGGCCGAGGAUAAAAGAUACUUGAUGUGCACCAUUUUGUGAUCUUUGAUUGAAGAAAAUUCUGGAUAAAAGAUUACUUUGAUAUAUUUUGCUGCCUAAAACAAGGCUGUUCAUUACUGGAAUAUUAAAUACACCAUAAUAUUGCUGGAUAUACAGACAUUUAUCCAAGCGAACUGAGUGAGGAACAAAAGCGAACCCAUGUGGAAUUCUCAGAAGACUUGUCAACCUGUCAUCAAGCUCCCAUAGCUGGUAUCCUCGCGCACAGAAGUCCGGUUAGGAAUACCUCAUGUUAAGCCGGUUCAAGACUGCACUUUACAAUGUGGUUGGGAGUUUUGAUCCAGGGGAAAGCAACGUUGGGGCUCUGGGACCAGGGGUGACAUCGACACUCCCUACGGCCUCUGGGGUUUCAAGAAGUGCUAGUCAGUCAAGCAGCUCAAGAGAAAAGGGUCUGCGAUUCCCCUACACACGACCACACUUCCUGCAACUAAAUUCGGAAGAUGAGAUCCAGGUGUCAGCUGACCAUGCCAUUCGGCCAAUCAUCUGUCCCAGGGACAUCAACAGACUGCCCUGGAAGACUGGAUAUGCAGAGACGAUCAAUGCAGGGAAAUCCAAGAAAAAUGAGGACCAGGCCAUGGUGCACACAGGGCUCCUCACGCGUCCCAUAAGGUCGGACUCAUCCAAUAGCCGGUCAUCACCCACACUGUCCAAAGAACAAAGUCUUUCAGUCAGGAACGAGCCUUUUGUCAAUGGCCAUGCAGAGGAGGUAGAGCCCUCAAAAGUAGGAGCAGCACAAGAACACAGAGUUGUCUUAUCACCUCAGGGAGCUUCUACAGAAACUUCCACUAGCAACACAAAGGACAAAAAAGAAAAUUCUAAUAGCAAAGGCUCACAGGAUGCCAAUAAAAGCAACACUAAUGGUGAGGAGAGCAGAAGCACUAACACAGUCAAGCAAGGUGUAGUCUUGCAGCAUCCACUGGCAGAGCCAUCUCCACCCCCAGCACCCGCUAUCACUAGUCAGCCAGACAGCAAGACUUCCAGCAUCCCUCCGUCCACGACCCCACAGCCUCCCCCGGCAUCCUCGGUGUCUCUUCCAUACUUCAUUUUCGGGGUGUUUGAUGGGCAUGCAGGAUGGGGAGCAGCAGUGGCCGCAGCUAAUCAGCUUCACCAUAUCAUUCAUGAAAAGUUAUGUGAUGUUAUUGAUGUUCUCCUGCCUGAUCCUAAUGAGGACAAGAGUUCUAAGUCACAAUCACCACUCUGGCUGCCAGAUAAAGAAAUCACAGUGGAAAAUGUUGUAACUGGUGCACUCGAGUGUGCCUUCUGGGAAAUGGAUAAUGUGAUUGGUGAAGAUCGGCUGAAGUUCCAGUUGCAAGGAGGGUGCACUGCAUGCGUUGCACUCUUCAUCCAUGGCAAACUUUUCUUAGCCAAUGCCGGGGAUUCCCGAGCUGUCAUCUCACGUUCAGAUCAACCUCUACCUAUGUCUCAUGAUUUUACACCGGAGACUGACAAUCAGCGCAUAAGGAAGCUGGGAGCCAUGCAUCCAGAACUGCUGGGAGGAGAGUACACACACCUGGACUUCUUCCAGCGUCCACUACGGCGUGACCUCGGCAGGAGAAUCCUUUAUCGUGACCACUUCAUGAGUGGCUGGACAUACAAGACCAUCACCCCUGAUGACCUCAAAUAUCCACUUGUGUGUGGAGAGGGAAAAAGAAGUCGAGUAUUGGCAACCAUUGGAGUGACCCGUGGCUUUGGGGAUCAUGACCUAAAGGCCCAGUGCUCAUCAUUACCCAUUAAACCAUUCCUUACUCCAGAACCUGAGGUGAGAAUAUUUGACUUAACCACAGCGGACCUGACUGAUGGUGAUGUUCUGAUCCUUGCAACGGAUGGUCUCUGGGAUAUCACCACCAAUGAGAAGGCUGUCUCCAUAGUUACAAAGUCUCUCUCCCAUUUCCCAGCUGAGGAUCAUGAUAAAUAUAAGUACAGAUACACAGGUGCUGCUCAGGAUCUGGUCAUGAGUGCCAGGGGAAAGUUGAAAGAGAGGAACUGGCGCACGAGUGAUGAUAAACAUGCGACCAUUGAUGACAUAUCUGUGUUUGUUAUCCCUCUUCAGCCUUACAAAGAAAUCAGUGAGGAAUGGACUCUUAAAUACAAAGCCAGUGUUGGUGCUAGUCAGAAAACUUAUGAGAUAAAAAACAGAGUUGGUGCGACUAGUAGUGUCUUGAGCCGGCCUGUAGUAAGCAUUCUGAACCCUGUUGAACCUACCGAGGGGCUUGAUCAGUGCUCAGUUGUGCAGACUGAUGAACCUGAAAGCAGUGUGGCUGAACAAAAUGAAAAACCUGCUUCACCUUCAGAGGAGAUUAUUGUGACACCCCCUGUCAGUACAGCAGACCUCAAACCGCAGGAGGACUACUUCAGAGAUGACUCGGUAACAGAAGCACAAACUACAGUGCCAAGUGACAGCACAAAUGCCUCCUAGUGAAGGUCAGCAGGCAUCACAUCCUCAUGUCAUGUUGAAUGUGAGGAACUUUAUAUCUGUUUUGUGAUAUCAAGUUUUAAAGGUACCUUAUUUGCCAGGGAACAUUUUUCAGAUUUUAGUGUAUUAAAAUGGAAAUGUGAAUUUUGUACUUUGUGCAUUUACAAAGAUUUAAAAAAAAGUAAUUGGACUUGCAUAAAGUUACUAAUGAUUAUUUCCAAAAUCAGUAAAGUUCAUUAAUAAAAGUGACACAAAUUGAACUUCAAGUGGUGGGAAGAGAAAAUUUAUAUCAGAAUCUUUAAAAUCAUUGUCAAUUCAUUCCUGACUAUUUACGCUUCACUAUUUGAGUCUCACAGGUAAUGCACACUUCACACACUGUGGAUUUUAGUGAAAACUUUUUCACAUUAUUGUACACAUACCUACUUAAGAUGUUGAAUUUGGAGGUCCCUUGAUAAAAGCUUCAUAUCUUUUUAUUGUAUGAAACCAGUCUGUUAUGUUUCUUCUGAAACACUGGAUCAUUAUCUUUCAGCCUUUUCAUUAUGACUAAGCUGAGAUCUUUUGGAAGUGAAAGGAAAAACUUACCAUGGUAUUCAUGCAAAAAUACAUUCCAUUAUAGAUAUAUUGAUUUAAUGUUACAGUAUAUAUGUGUAGGUUUAUGACAGAUAAUUAUCUUUUUAUCAACCCUGUUUUCAAAAUUUUCUAGAACAGAUUUUUUUCUCUUAUUUCUUCAAAGAUUAUUUUAUGCCAUUGGGCUCUUGUAAUUCCAGUUUAUGCACAGAUAUUUAACUGUGCGAUAGAAAACAUCUCAGUUUUGUCAGUCAGGUAUAUAAUUACAGAGCAUUCCUUUGAAGACACUGAAUACACAAUGCUUGCUUGAUAUUCAGGGUUUGUUAAUUUGAUUUGUAUACGUAUCUUGUAUAAUAAUUAUGUUGUUUGUCAUACCAGUCUGGCCGUAUUAUUGCCAUUUCUCUGUAGAGAGGAAAAAAACUUUAGUUUAUAGUGAUAGAUGUUUAUAUCUAGAUAUUAAUAAGUACAGAAAGAAAAAGACAUAUGAUGAUAACAAAAUGAAAAGGGUAAAAUGCCAGAAAAUACCAAAGUUAUAUUAGAGAUAAUGAAAGGACCUUUUGAAAAUGUUAUAUAAAAGAAAAUUUUGAGAGAAGGUGAAGCACACCUUGGAAAGCAGUGAGAAAGAAGUUAAAAAAUAUAAACUUCACUGUCUGAAGUAAUUAAGCUGAAGAUUCAGUUGAGUUCAGAAGAAACAGAAAAGGAACUUUUAGCUAGGAUGGUUUGAUCAUUCAACCAGUCAAUGAAUAGUAUAUCAAGAGGCCCAAGACUUUUUGCAACACUUAAGAGUAUCCCAUUGUACCUCAGCAAACAUGUGAUAGUUGUGUGUGGAAAUUACCAGAGUUAGAAAUUUAGCUUCUCUGUGAGCCAUCUUUUGGGAGGUAGUAAAGGUCAUCUAUGACAAUUUUUUCAAUAGUGAUUUUUUAGUUAAUUCAUAUUUCCAUUUUUCUAGAAUCUGGAAAACCUAAUGUAUCAUUUAGCAAGUUGAUUUUUCCCCUAAAAGAAUGUAAAAUAGUUAAUCGCGUAUUAUUAACUGUAUGACACUGAAAUGCCAUGAGCAUAAAUGGUGUCUUACUGAAAUGCAUGACACUUACAGGGCAUGCAUUGACUUGGUUCACAUUGUUAUUGUCCUUGUGAGUAGUAUGUAAACCCUUGUCAAGGAGUAGGAUAUGGUACUGGAAUAGAGGCUUUCUGUAUGAUUAUUGUGAAAGUUUAUGAUUUUUUUUUUUUUUUAUUAAAGCACUUGAAUCCUUUGAAGUGCUCCAUUUAGGAUUUAUAGCCAUGUUCUGCCCAAUUCCAUCUCUGAGCUUCUUGGCAGUAUUUUAAAUACUUUCCAUUACCAAAGUAUUGUUAUGAUAUAUAAAGUAUUUAUUAAUAAAUGUACUGAUAGAAUGACUGUGCUCAAAUGAUUUGCUCUUGUGUAGUGUGAACAAAAAACAAAAAAAAGAUGUGAUAAAUUUCAUGAGCCAUGGAAGAAAAAUCAUUAUUUGAGAUUCUUUUUCCUUUCCUUGUUUUUACUCAUUUUUGUGUCAUGGAAAGCAAGGUCCUUAGUGCAGAGAAGCUUGCAGUACAAGCUUUGGAAGUGAAAAUAAUGGUAUUUUACAAGAAAAUUUGACAAAUUCAACUUGUCAUAUUUGUAAGAAUCUGCUGCAGAGCAAAUUGAUCAGAAAAGAAAUUUACAAAUUGGUCUAUUUUUUUAGUCAGUCAGAAACAGUCUGCAUUUGGUCAAAAUUAUUAUUAUUAUGUUUUAUUAUUAUACUACUGUAGAAAUAUACCCUGGAUAAAUGUUCCAGAAGUUGUGCAAUAUAUGGAUCUAGUGUAAAAUUUUGUAAGAGGCUUUUCCUGGAGUUGAGAAGUACAAACUAAUGUGUUACAUAAGAAGGAAGUGAUCGUAAAUUAAUUUUUAAGUUUUGGAUCUCCAUCAGGUAGCUUUCAGGGUUUGUUAAGAGACCAUAAGAAUCACACUAAAGUUUGUGGAAUGCAAUGUACUUUACCUGCCUAUAACAGUAAAUUUCUUGUUCAUAAAAUUGGGAUUGAAGGAUAUUGGAUAUUAUGGCACAAAAACUAAGCUCUUAAGUGGAGGUAUGUUAUCAGAUAUUCAGUGCACUGUUGAGUGAACAGUAUUUUUGUCUUGAAGUAUUUGAUUCCAUUUGCAAUUUAACCAUUCUUUAGUAUAUAUUAUGCUUUAUGUUUUCAGUGCUUUUUGGCUAGCCUGAUUUUUUUUCCCCCUCUGAGUAAGUAAAGGUGCUGUAAUAUGUCUUUCUGCCAAGGAUGAUGCAUGUGGUGCAGGAGAUUGUCAACCCUGUUUUUUUUUUAUGCAAAUAUAAAAGUCAGUGAUACACGUUAAAUGGUCCUGAUAUGAAUGUGUUGUGAAUGAUGUAUUUGCGAAAAGGAGAUUGAAUUGAUACUUCAUAGAUCUUUUUAGCAUAGGUGAAAUUUGGGUUUUAUUUAAACAAAGAAAAUUCAGUUAUUGAAUUACAGAUUUACUAGAUCUAUUGGUGUACAUUUCCCAAUUUCUUGAAAUAUGGAAGUCUUAAAAAAACACAGUGGAGAAAGCUCAACAGCUAAUAACAGAUGGCAAAAAAUAUUUGUGGUAUUUUGCUUAGAAUUCCAUUGAGAUUUCUGUAAGAAUCAUGAAAAUAAUUUUUUAUAACAGUUUUUAAGGAUGUUAUGUAAAAGAAUUUGACAGUUCUGCCC
This is a messenger RNA of Penaeus chinensis, 6083 nucleotides long. Its product is annotated as protein phosphatase 1H-like. Lineage: Eukaryota; Metazoa; Arthropoda; Malacostraca; Decapoda; Penaeidae. Gene Ontology annotation, molecular function: protein serine/threonine phosphatase activity; cation binding. The coding region runs from base 639 to 2825 and encodes 728 amino acids. The record is from RefSeq and is a predicted model, not a curated record. The transcript has 12 exons. Gene Ontology annotation, biological process: protein dephosphorylation.